GGCUCUAUAAAUCCCCUUCCGCUCCCAUGCAAUUCUCGCACGCCCAUUUUUCCGAUUCAGAGACGUUCGUAGCAUUCCACUGCUAUAGAUCAUCAUCUAAACCCUAGCUCUCCCCUCGCUUCGUUAGGUUUCUCCGGUGGCUAUCUCGCUUAAUUCCGGCGAAUUUCCUUUUCGGUUUAUGUGUCUUUCCAGUUCUUUGUUCUCUGCGGUCUCGGAGUAGUUGUUUUGUUCUUGAUCCAAUUUGCUGUACACAUUUGAUUUCAGGCUUCCUGAUCGGCGGCGAAGUUCCCUCCCUCCUUGUUCAGAUUUCUUUAGAAUUUUGAAUCUGUUCUUCUGAGGUUUUGGUGUGGGGAUCGCUGAGUUCUGUAGGGGCGAGCUAGGGUUCCUUUCCUUUUUCCCAGUUUUUUACUGCUUCUUUUGGGGGGGUUGCCGGGGCUCCGGCCUCGGCUUUUUCUAAAGCCCCCUUUUUCACAUACAAAGAUCUAUAACCAUUGACUUUUUUCUCUAACCCACACAGAUCGGGGAAGAGAUGCCGGCCUUGGCAUGUUGCGUAGAUGCUGCUAUUUUUCCUCCUGGUUACGCUCUUGCCGGGAAUAGCUCUCUUCCCGCACCGGAAAAUAUUUCCGGUGCACCUCCGACGACAAACACCACCACCAUAAGCUCCUCCGCCCUCGACCUCUCUUCCCAAUGGUCUCCAUCACUGUCUGCCUCUCUCUACAGGAUCGAUUGUUGGGGCCCGCCGUACUUCUCCGUCAACAACUCCGGUAACAUUACUGUCCGGCCUUACGGUGUCGAUACCCUCCCUUACCAGCAGAUUGAUCUCAUGAAGGUUGUAAAGAAGGUUUCAGAACCUAAAUCCGCUGGUGGAUUAGGAUUGCAGUUCCCUCUUAUCUUACGCUUUCCAGAUGUCCUCAAGAACCGUCUCGAAUCUCUGCAGUCGGCGUUCGAUAAUGCGAUCCAUUCGCAAGGCUACGAAUCGCAUUACCAGGGAGUUUAUCCAGUUAAAUGCAACCAGGAUCGAUUUGUCGUUGAAGACAUUGUUUCCUUCGGGUCGUCGUUCCGUUUCGGCCUCGAAGCCGGAUCGAAACCGGAGAUUCUUCUGGCGAUGAGCUGUUUGUGCAGGGGAAACCCCGAGGCUUUUCUUGUCUGUAACGGAUACAAAGACUCUGAAUACAUUUCACUUGCGCUAAUUGCCAGGAAGCUUGAUCUUAAUACGGUGAUCGUCAUCGAGCAAGAAGAGGAGCUCGAUUUGGUGAUAGGCAUCAGCCGAAAGCUGCUCGUGCGCCCUGUCAUCGGUGUACGGGCCAAACUUCGCACAAAGCAUUCUGGCCAUUUCGGAGGGACUUCUGGAGAGAAAGGAAAGUUUGGUCUGACUACGAUUCAGAUCUUGCGAGUAGUGAGGAAGCUCGAACAAGCAGGAAUGCUGGACUGUCUCCAACUACUGCAUUUUCACAUUGGGUCUCAGAUCCCUUCGACGUCAUUGCUAGCAGAUGGGGUUGGUGAGGCCGCACAGAUCUACUGCGAGCUGGUCCGUCUGGGUGCUGCAAUGCGAGUGAUCGACAUUGGCGGCGGGCUUGGUAUUGAUUAUGAUGGAUCGCGGUCUACCGAUUCCGACCUCUCUGUCGGUUACGGACUUGACGAGUACGCAGCCGCUGUAGUUCAAGCAGUCCGCUGUGUUUGUGACCAGAAAUUCGUGAAACAUCCAGUGAUUUGCAGCGAGAGCGGGCGGGCAAUUGUCUCUCAUCACUCUGUUUUGAUCUUUGAGGCGGUAUCUGCUACUGCAGCGGAAAAGCUGCCGAUGUCAUCUAUCGGCGUCGGCCGUCAGUACUUACUGGACGGCUUUACGGAGGAUGCUCGAGCGGAUUACGGGAACCUGACCGCGGCAGCGGUACGCGGCGAGUCUGAGACCUGUUUGCUGUACGCCGAUCAGCUCAAACAACGGUGCGUCAAGCAGUUCAAGGAAGGCUCAUUGGGUCUUGAACACCUUGCGGCUGUUGAUGGUCUCUGCGACUUUGUCAUUAAGGCCUUAGGAGCAUCAGAUCCAGUCCGCACAUAUCAUGUGAAUCUCUCUCUGUUCACUUCGAUCCCUGAUUACUGGGCAAUUGGGCAGAUAUUCCCAAUAGUUCCGAUUCAUCGACUCGAUCAACGGCCAGUAGUGAGGGGGAUCCUUUCGGAUUUGACAUGCGACAGCGAUGGGAAGGUAGAUAAGUUUAUCGGCGGCGAGUCAAGCUUGCCACUGCACGAGUUGGGUGGGGAUGGUGGUGGAAACGGUGGAGGAUAUUUCUUGGGGAUGUUCUUGGGCGGGGCUUACGAGGAGGCGCUCGGAGGAUUGCACAACCUUUUUGGUGGCCCUAACGUGGUUAGGGUGUCGCAGAGCGAUGGACCGCACAGCUUCGCUGUGACGCGAGUGGUGCCGGGGCCGUCGUGUGGGGAUGUGCUACGGGCGAUGCAGCACGAACCGGAGCUCAUGUUCGAGACACUCAAGCACCGUGUAGAGGAGUGCGGACUCGUGGACGAAAUGGCCCGUUCUGCGUUGGCGAGCGGCCUUGCCCGCUCCUUCCACGCAAUGCCAUAUCUCACAACAGGGGCUACUUGUGCGAUGGCAAACGGUAAUUCUUACUAUUACUGUGGAGGACAUGACAAUAACAUCAACGAAGACAGCAGGGCGGCUGUUGGCGACGAUGAGGCUGAGCAGUGGACCUAUUGUUGUGCUUGAGUUGAGUUCAGAUGAUAAUAACCCAUCACGCUCCACCACCAUCUAUGAAUGGUAUGUUUGUCCAAGGAGGUCGUCUGUGUUUUUUUCAAAGCUUUUCUUUUCUCCUUAACAUUUCCGUAUAAGGAGAACUAGUCGUCUGUGUUUUUUCUUUUCUCCUAUUGUAGUGGAGUCGUGAGUAGUGCCGUAUUGGAAGGGGACGAACCGAAUCAAUAUCUGUAAAUUCGGAAUCUAAUUCCCUUCUUAUUUUCAUAAUAAUUAUCUCUUUAUUCUCA
Molecule: messenger RNA, 2988 nt
Organism: Macadamia integrifolia
Lineage: Eukaryota; Viridiplantae; Streptophyta; Magnoliopsida; Proteales; Proteaceae
Product: arginine decarboxylase-like
Exons: 1
Coding region: 530-2716 (728 amino acids)
Biological process (GO): spermidine biosynthetic process; L-arginine catabolic process
Molecular function (GO): arginine decarboxylase activity
Source: RefSeq, a predicted model, not a curated record